GCCAAGCGGCAACGGCAGCUCAGGACGUCCGAUGCGGGCUCGAGGUGCUCGGGAUCAACGGCAACACCUGGAGGAGGAGCCUGGAGGUCAUCGAGGCCUUUGCCUCUCGGCACGGUGCCCUGCCGCACCUGGUGAUGCUCCAGGAGACCCGCUUGGCUCCGCACCACCUGGAGGCAGCCAGAGGAGCAGCGCGCCGCCUGGGAUAUACAGCCUUCCUCCACGCGGCGGCGCCCACGGACAAGGAAGGCCCGCUGGCGAACUCAGGCGGCGCGGCGGCCCUGGUGCGCAGCGACCUGCAGGCAGCGGAGAUCGCCUGGAUGGUACCGAGCGACCUGAGGCAUCGCAUGAUUGGGGUCACCGUGUCCACCGCGUCAGGCCUGCAGCUCCUGGCGUGCUCGCUGCAUCUGCAGGACGCCCUGGGGCCCGAGGGCAUCAACCUCGACAUCUUCGCCGCCUUCGGCGACGCGGUGCUCUCCGAAGGCACGCUGCACGAGUUGGGCUGGCCCAGAGUGCAGCGCGGCACGUACCUGGGGCCUGCUGAGUGCACAUGCGUUGCCCAAGGUGCUGAGCAUGUGUACGACUGGUUCGUGAGCUCCUUCUGCCUGGCCCAUGGGGUAAGCGAGGCCUCAGCUCUGGAUGGCUGUGGGCUGUAUCCCCACAAGCCCGUGAGGCUGCUGCUGCAGGACGUGAGACCAGACGCCCUGGUGCAAGUGCUGGUUCGACCUGGUCGUUUCCCUGAUGUCGACGCAGCUGCUUGCCGACCUCACGAUGAUGCUGCAGUCCAGGUGCACCGCCGCGUGGGGCGCACUCGCUGGCAAGUGGAGCCCUGCUGCUGGACCUGGGAGGUGGGCCCCCGACCGAGUGACCCUCGCGAGGCCGCUCGGCAGUGGAUCCAAGUCGUCGAGAGCACCUUGGUGGGGGUCCACGGCAUCGAUGACGGCGACCUGCACAGGUACCUGGGGCGGUCCGAAGGGCCCAAGAUUGUCCUCAAGCCCUUCAGCGCCGUGGUCAAGCGCGAGUACCGCCACCGGCACUCGGUCCUCACCCGCGCCAUCCGCCAGGCCCUCGACGUGGCUCUCCAGAGGCUCACAGCGGACAGGACGCAGCGUUGGCAGCCCGCGCACGAAACCUGGUACGAGCGGCAGGUGGUGCGGGUCCUCGCCGAUGUGGAGGCGGCCACCGUCGCAGCUUGCGAGGAAGACGAAGUCGAGGCCCUCGAGUUCGACACUAGCGAGUGGGGCGACCUCGUUAGCCAAGCUGGUCUUCAUGGAGACCCAGAGGCGAUUGCAGUGCUGCAGCGGCGCCUCGCGAGCUCCCAGAAGCGAGAUGGUGGUGGACCCCGAUACUGGCAGACCCUUGGCAUGCUGGCUGUCGGGCAGCUGGAGGCCAACUGGCAGGCCCUCUGGCAGCAGGAGGGCUUCAAGUCAGGAGCUGGAGUUGGCAGCUGGGACGUCCAAG
Prorocentrum cordatum is the source of this 1458-nucleotide messenger RNA. The record is from the annotation of a GenBank genome assembly. Lineage: Eukaryota; Dinophyceae; Prorocentrales; Prorocentraceae.